ACCUAGUGAGGCAAAUACAUAAUUGAGUCAUAUUCUAGUCUAAAGUCUAAACACACCAAUCAAAAUUUCCGACGGGGAGUUCAGGCAUACCUUAAUUGAUCUUUGAUACGUCUGGAGAAGUUGAGAUGAGUUCUGAAAAGCAAACACGAAGACGAUUAUCAUGCGCCCCUUACUUCGAUGCACUCUGGUUCUGUUACUCUCCAGUCCAUCAGAUGCAGCAGUACUAUAGAGUUGGUGUCCUUGAUAAUUGUAGUCAGAAGUGGAGUGGUCUUGUUGAUUGUCUGACAUUAAAAACCAAAAGGUCUUCUGAAGUGGAGGAGAUUUUGGAAACACGUGAGAAAGAGAAGCCUCAACUGUGGUCGACGCGAACCCCAGAAGAAGCCGCGGCUCAUUGGAGAGAACUCUUUGACCAUCUAGAUGAAGAGUAAAAUUCUAAGACUGUUUCAUCAGCCCGAUUGAUACGAGAAAGAUCAUUUUUUCUCAUUAGAAAUAAUUUUCUUCCAUAUUGAUUCAUGCUUCAAAAAUGUUAUAGAGUGCGUGUUAUUAUCAAAGAGUGGGUUUCUGGAGAGGCAGCAGUUUAGAAAUGUUUGUCAUAGGAACUUUAUGUUGGAAAUUUCUCUCUUUUUUUUUUUUUUUUUUUUUUUUUUUUUUUGAAGAUAGAA
This is a messenger RNA of Lycium barbarum (goji berry), 662 nucleotides long. RefSeq lists its product as uncharacterized. The transcript is spliced from 3 exons. NCBI's taxonomy places the organism in Eukaryota, Viridiplantae, Streptophyta, Magnoliopsida, Solanales, Solanaceae. The coding region runs from base 126 to 428 and encodes 100 amino acids. The record is from RefSeq and is a predicted model, not a curated record.